AUGAUUCAACAAACAGAUCGAAAUCGUCUCCUUGCCAGAGAAGAAAGGCGUUCCCAUGACACUAGAGGCUCAAACGCCGCUUUUUUUGCUCAACCACCACAACCGGUGGCUGCCCAACCCAACCACCAGCUUGCCCAGCCACCUCGCAACUUGGGCGGUGGCGGCAAGGGUGGUGGUGGGCGGGGCCGUGGCCGUGGCAGAGGAAGGGGAAGACUUCGCAGUGAGUCUGUACUUCAGCCCCUCAACCAGUUGCCUCCUCCAAAUGUCAAACGGGAGCUUAUAAUGCUUUCUUUACCGGCAAUAGCUAGCCAGGCCAUUGAUCCUAUGGCUCAGCUGAUGGAGACAGCUUAUAUUGGCAGUUUAGGUCCUGUACAGCUGGCAUCCGCUGGUGUUUCUAUGUCUAUCUUUAAUAUCAUUUCAAAGCUAUUCAACAUACCACUUCUUAGUGUUGCUACUUCUUUCGUAGCUGAAGAUUUAGCAAAGUCUUCUUCAGAUGGCGAUGAAAAAAAUGAAAGAAAACAGUUAUCAUCAGUUUCGACAGCGUUAUUUCUCGCUCUAGGCAUUGGCAUCAUUGAGGCGCUAGCUUUACUUUUGGGAGCUGGAUCAUUCCUCAGGUUAAUGGGUGUCUCAGCAGAUUCUCCUAUGCGAGUACAAGCAGAGAAGUUUCUGUCACUUAGAGCUCUUAGUGCCCCCGUUGUUGUACUUUCUCUGGCUCUUCAGGGUGUGCUGAGGGGAUUUAAGGACACAAAAACCCCUGUAUUCUGUCUAGGUGUUGCCAAUCUUGCAGCUGUUUUUCUGUUCCCGCUUUUCAUAAAUUAUUUUCAGAUGGGUGUCACUGGAGCAGCCACUGCCACUGUUGUGUCUCAAUACAUAGGUAGCUUCUUGAUGAUUUGGUUUCUUAGCAAGAGAGUAAUAUUAUUACCUCCAAAAUUUGGAGAUCUGAAGUUUGGGGUCUAUUUAAAAUCUGGUGGAUUUCUGAUUGGAAGAACUGUGGCUGUUUUGAUAACUAUGACGAUUGGGACCUCGAUGGUUGCUCGUCAAGGUCCUCUAGCUAUGGCUGCUCAUCAAAUCUGUAUGCAAGUGUGGUUGGCUGUCUCUCUUUUAACUGAUGGAUUGGCCGCAUCUGGUCAGGUCUACACUCCGAGGAUUGCGCCUUAUGCGAGGAAUUUGAUGUGGUUCGUGAGCAAUGGGCUAAGUUUUUUACAAAACAAGUAUUUAUUAUUGGCUUUAGCGCGCUUGAUCGAGUUGGUUUAGUUGUUAUAGAAUAAA
Messenger RNA from Spinacia oleracea (spinach), 1269 nucleotides. Its product is annotated as protein DETOXIFICATION 45, chloroplastic-like. The record is from RefSeq and is a predicted model, not a curated record. Lineage: Eukaryota; Viridiplantae; Streptophyta; Magnoliopsida; Caryophyllales; Amaranthaceae. Gene Ontology annotation, biological process: transmembrane transport. The transcript has 9 exons. Bases 1 to 1254 code for a protein of 417 amino acids. Gene Ontology annotation, molecular function: xenobiotic transmembrane transporter activity; antiporter activity. Gene Ontology annotation, cellular component: chloroplast; membrane.